AUGUCACCAGCAGAAAUUGUUGACCAUAUUAUUCAAACCAAUAUUGACCCAAUAACUUUGACCAAGAUUGAAAAACAAAUUGCAGUACCCCUUCGUCAACUUAUUUCUCCUCGAGAAAAUCGUCGUCGUCGGUGUAUUCCUCGACCUCAAAAUAAUUUUGUUUUAUAUAGAAGAAAUUUUCAUGCGGUUAUUACGAAAGAAAGAGGUCAUUCCGUGGCAAAAAAUUUUAAACUUAUUUCAAAUGAGGCAGCCAAAAAUUGGUCAGAAGAGAGUAAUGAAGUUAAACAACUUUAUGAAUUAAUAGCUGAUUGUGCAAAGAAAGUUCAUGAUUGUACAUACCCACAAUAUGUUUAUCAACCAAAACAUAAAUCUUCGAAAAAAGGAAAUAAUACAAUAUUUCGAGAAGUUACUAUGGAUACUUGUAAGCAAAGAACCGAAAGAACUAAAUCUGAUCGUAAUUCUUCAAAAAAUGAUAAAUCUACAACUUCUUCCACUUCAACAUCAUAUUCAAAAUCAUCUACUACACCUAAUAUUAAAUCUUUGACGGCAUCAAUGACUUCUACUAUGACAACUUUAUCAUUAGAUUCAACACUAUCUCCAUCAAGACCACCAAAUGGCGCUGGUCGCAUUAUAGCCAGUCAGAUUCGUCGAGACCUCCUUUAG
This is a messenger RNA of Dentiscutata erythropus, 663 nucleotides long. Lineage: Eukaryota; Fungi; Glomeromycota; Glomeromycetes; Diversisporales; Gigasporaceae. The record is from the annotation of a GenBank genome assembly.